GUAUUGUGUGAAACUACUAGACUUUGAGAAAUACCAAUUCCGAGAGCGGCAAAAACAAAAUAAAUCUGUCCUGGACAAGUUCCAUGCUACGGCGAAGAUUGAAGCCUGUUCUAAUGGCGAUUGGCUGACUGGAGAGGUCGUUGAUGUACUCGGACCUACUACUAACAGAGUGCGUGUCAAGUGCCGACUUGAGGACGGAUCUAUUGAGGAGAUACCGCUAGGCAUGGUCGUGUUGAAAUCUGGAGAAAAUGAUGACUGGGACGAUAGUGAAUGGUAUGGGGCUGAGGAGAGCUGGUAUGAUGCGCCGGCUGGGGCACAGAAGUAG
Messenger RNA from Perkinsus marinus ATCC 50983, 325 nucleotides. RefSeq lists its product as hypothetical. Lineage: Eukaryota; Perkinsozoa; Perkinsida; Perkinsidae. The transcript has 4 exons. The annotation marks the transcript as partial. The record is from RefSeq and is a predicted model, not a curated record.